Molecule: messenger RNA, 1870 nt
Organism: Sebastes umbrosus (honeycomb rockfish)
Lineage: Eukaryota; Metazoa; Chordata; Actinopteri; Perciformes; Sebastidae
Product: E3 ubiquitin-protein ligase ZNRF2-like
Exons: 4
Coding region: 436-1008 (190 amino acids)
Source: RefSeq, a predicted model, not a curated record
GGAGGAGGGCAAUCCCUGCUUUUAUUUUUCUUUCCAGACGGCCACAGUUGAGCACAAAAACAAACUUGCACCAGACGAGCUUUGGGUUCAACACUUUGCGCACAAUGUCCUCGUCUGAAAAGGAGGAACUGAAGACUUUUAUCUGAAGACAUUUCAUCCUUUUUAUUUUUAUUUUUCCAUUGUUGAAAAAAAAGGGGAAGGGCUCUACAAAGAAAAAAACAACAACAACAACCAUUUGGAAAUGAAGUUAUGCGUCAGAUAGUGCGCACUUUACCAUGAAACUUUAACAUGUUGGAUCACCUCGCCUUUGUUGUUGUAGGUUUAAUUUCCUUUGUUGGUGUCAGUUCUUCAGAAUUCACUGUGACCAUGUGUCGUGGAUAAACACUUUGAAGCGCACACAAAAACAAACCUGUGGAGGUAAAGACUUGAGACAGCAUGGGGGCCAAGCAGAGCAGCCCGGUGUUCGAUGGCAGGACUCGGGCUUAUUCCAGCUCUGAUCUCCCCUCUGGAAACUCCAGCGGAGUUGGGAGGAUUGCGGGGUUCAGGUACACCAAUGGACCAGAUGGGCCCCGGAUCCGGUACACGGGUGGAGGGCCAACCAGCUCCGGGCUCAGUAUACCGGCCGGCGGCAGAUCAGGGUCGCACAAUCAGAGUCUGGAUGGUGACGAGGAGAGCGAGCUGCCUCCUGAAGGCCACAGGCUGCUUAUAGGCUCUCUACCUGCUCACCUUUCUCCUCACCUGCUGGGAGGCUUCCAUUGUCCUGUUUGCUCCAAGUUUAUGGCGUCGGAUGAAAUAGAGAAGCACCUGCUCAUGUGUUUCAGCAAAACGCGCCUCACCUACAACAAGGACAUCCUGUCCAGAGACUCUGGGGAAUGUGCCAUCUGUUUAGAAGAGCUGGAGCAGGGAGACACCAUUGCCAGGCUGCCCUGCCUCUGUAUCUACCAUAAAGGGUGUAUAGACGAAUGGUUUGAGGUGAAUCGCUCGUGUCCGGAGCAUCCCACCGACUAGGAGCUGCAGGGGUACUGUUUCGGUCAAUUGUACAGUCGACUGUGUGCCCUGACCCCAUCCCAACACUGUCUGUUCCAGCCGAGCAUCAGCGCUGCUCAGGGAUUGUGAGACAAUAUUGUGCACAGGAUUUUUCAUAUUGCCUCAUGGAAUAGCGAUAUACUUUGGAUAUGUUUCUCUAGACGUUGUGGGAUGUUCAAAAAACCACUGGUCGAGUCAUUUAGUCUCCAGAAAAUAUGUGAAUGUUCCUUAUGCCACCUUCUGGUCUCAAGUGGGUUCAUGCAACCUGGAAUCUGAACUGAACUGUUUUGCUGAACCGGGUGUGGUUUUAUAGCAGAGGACUUGUUUAACCAACAUGACGGGAGAGUUACGUCUCUUUUCAGCAGAGAUUUUGAUUGACAGACUGUUCCGACUUGAUCAGAAGGCUGAAGGCUGAUGUUGUGCAAUGUGAAAAGCAGCCAUUCAGAAUUAAAAAUGCCUUUUUCAGCUUUAAGAGAUGAUUACAGUGUUGAUGGUAGUGAGGAAAUAGAUCUUAUUUUUAUUGUGAAAUUGGCAAAAUCAUUUUUUUGUAAAACAAUCAUGUUUCCUAGACCAAAUAGUCUAACGUGAAAUAGUUGGACUUUGUCAAUCACUUGUCCGUUCAGAACCACAGUAAUGUGAUUGUAUAGUUUAGUGGUGAAAUUAAGGAUAGGCUAAAACACAUCUAAUAAUGAUUCAUACUCUAAGGAGUGCCAUAAUAUGCUGCUAUGUCAUAGACUGGAAUGUUUUCUUGUAACCUUUUGAACCUUUGUUUAUUGUUCUUUCUAUUUGUACUGUAAUGAAUUGCACAAUAAUAAAUGUUUUGUCUUUUUGUCUCUGUACUGCA